AGAGAGCUGGCGCCGGUGGGCGGGGUCCCGGGGCCAGGCCUCGCAGGCCGCUGGGAGACUCGGCGUCGGUGCUCCAGGCGAGCGAACAAGCCAAAAGGCUCGCUCGCGGGCUGGGCGGAGGGCGGGGGCAGGACCGUGGAGUGCGGGCUGCGGCGCAGAGUGGACAUGAAGAUAGAAGGAGAUACUGUAAAUAAAGUGCUUAGCCCAAGGAAUGCUACAUAAGUGCUCAAUAAAUGGAUCUAUCAUUAUUAUGAUAAUAUGUCAUGUGGCCUGUGCUUUGGACCGUGGUGCGUACCUAUGCUCCCUAUGUUACAUUUCCUGUGGCCUUCGUGGUCGGGGCUGUGGGUUACCACCUGGAAUGGUUCAUCCGGGGAAAAGAUCCCCAGCCUGUGGAGGAGGAGAAGAGCAUCUCUGAGCGCCGGGAGGACCGCAAGCUGGAUGAACUGCUAGGCAAGGACCACACCCAGGUGGUGAGCCUUAAGGACAAGCUGGAAUUUGCCCCUAAAGCUGUCCUGAACAGAAACCGCCCAGAGAAGAAUUAAUGAAGGACACAGAGCCCCAUGGGUCCUUGUGUGGGCUGUGACUGGCCCUGCCACCAUGUCUACCCUGCUCCAGAACCCACAUUGGAUUUGCUGUGUCGCUUAUUCUGGCCCCUCCUGUACCACCCAGCCCCGCACACACCAGCCGCCCUCGUGUUGCCAGGCGGACACUCGAGCAGCCGAGGGGCCAGGGAAGAGGAAGGCCCUUGAGGGUUCUGGCCUGAAGGCUGCAUGUGUUGUAUGGUGGCCGAAACUGCUCAGGCUUCUGCGCUUGUGGGCGCGCCAUGGGGAGGAGUGUCAUGAAAUGAAUGAUGGCUGUCUGUUUCUUUGGGGAGGCACUUUGGCCUCAAGUGGGAGUGGCUGGGGUUGGGGUGCUGCCUUAGGAGGGAUGCCUACAUGCCUAGUUCCAGUGUACACUGGGAAGAAUUCAAAAAGCUACCUGGCUCCCUUCACUAGUUUGCCCUCUUCUUGUACUCAUUCUUCCUGAAAUCCUGUCCUGUCAGCUCAGGAAUGAGACUCCCUGGGGAGGAAAGCCUUUUACUGUUCUUGGAAGCCCAGGUUGUUUACCUUGGGACAGGUGAAUUUGCUUGAAAACAGUCACAUUUUUCACCACCCCCAUCACUGUAUGGUACAAAACUUGAUUAAAGUGGCAUCUGAGAAUCAUA
This is a messenger RNA of Leptonychotes weddellii (Weddell seal), 1204 nucleotides long. The record is from RefSeq and is a predicted model, not a curated record. Lineage: Eukaryota; Metazoa; Chordata; Mammalia; Carnivora; Phocidae.